AGCGCUCUUGGCGGGUCGAGGCUGGCGUCAUGGCCGACCCUGCAGGUGGCGUGCAGGGCUCCCUGCUGCAGCUGCAGGAGUCCUUGUCCGCUGCUGACCGUUGCGGCGCCGCGUUGGCCAGUCACCAGCUGAUUCGGGGCCUGGGGCAGGAGUGCGUGCUGAGCGCCGGGCCCGCCGUGCUGGCAUUACAGACUUCCUUAGUCUUUUCCAAAGAUUUCGGUUUGCUUGUGUUUGUUCGGAAAUCACUUAGCAUUGAUGAAUUUCGUGAUUGUCGAGAAGAAAUCCUAAAAUUUUUAUGUAUUUUCUUAGAAAAAAUUGGCCAGAAGAUCACACCUUAUUCUCUUGAUAUUAAGAAUACUUGUACCAGUGUUUAUACAAAAGAUAAAGCUGCUAAAUGUAAGAUUCCAGCCCUUGAACUUCUUAUUAAGUUACUUCAGACUUUGAGAAGUUCUAGACUCAUGGAUGAAUUUAGAGUUGGGGAAUUAUUUAGCAAAUUCUAUGGAGAACUUGCAUUGAAAACAAAAAUACCAGAUACAGUUUUAGAAAAAAUAUAUGAGCUCUUAGGAGUAUUAGGGGAAGUUCAUCCUAGCGAGAUGAUAAAUAAUUCAGAAAAACUGUUCCGGGCUUUUCUGGGUGAGCUUAAGACCCAGAUGACAUCAGCAGUAAGAGAGCCCAAACUACCUGUUGUAGCAGGAUGUUUGAAGGGAUUGUCAUCACUUAUGUGCAACUUCACUAAAUCCAUGGAAGAAGAUCCCCAGACUUCAAGGGAGAUUUUUGAUUUUGCAUUAAAGGCAAUUCAUCCUCAGAUUGAUCUGAAGAGAUAUGCAGUGCCCUUAGCUGGCUUAUACUUAUUUACCCUGCACGCAUCUCAAUUUAGCACCUGCCUUCUGGACAACUACGUUUCUUUAUUUGAAGUCAUGUCAAAAUGGUGCAGCCACACAAACGUAGAAUUGAAAAAAGCUGCACAUUCAGCUCUGGACUCUUUUCUGAAACAGGUUUCUUUUCUGGUGGCAAAAGAUGCAGAAAUGCAUAAAAGUAAGCUGCAGUACUUCAUGGAACAAUUCUAUGGAAUCAUCAGGAACAUGGAUUCAAACAGCAAGGAUUUAUCCAUUGCGAUUCGUGGAUAUGGACUUUUUGCAGGACCUUGCAAGGUCAUAAAUGCAAAAGAUGUUGACUUCAUGUAUGUAGAGCUCAUUCAACGCUGCAAGCAGCUGUUCCUCACCCAGAUGGACACUAUUGAUGACCACAUUUACCAGAUGCCAAGCUUCCUCCAGUCUAUUGCAAGUGUCUUGCUUUACCUGGAUACAGUCCCUGAGGUGUAUACUUCAGUUCUGGAACAUCUCAUGGUGAUACAGAUAGACAGUUUCCCACAGUAUAGUCCAAAAAUGCAGUUGGUAUGUUGUAAAGCCAUAGUGAAAGUUUUCCUAGCCUUAGCAGAAAAAGGACCAGUUCUCUGGAAUUGCAUUAAUACUGUGGUGCAUCAGAGUUUAAUCAGAAUAUGUUCUAAAGCAGUGAUCCUUCAAAAGGGUGCUGAGUCUGAAUUGGAAGACCAUCGUGCAUCAGGGGAAGUUAGAACUGGCAAAUGGAAAGUACCCACAUACAAAGACUAUUUGGAUCUUUUUAGAAAUCUUCUGAGCUGUGACCAGAUAAUGGAUUCUGUUUUAGCAGAUGAAGCAUUUUUCUUUGUGAAUUCCUCCCUUCAAAGACUGAAUCGCUUGCUAUAUGAUGAAUUUGUAAAAUCUGUUUUGAAGAUUGUUGACAAAUUGGAUCUUACACUAAAAAAACAGAAUGUUGGAGAACAAGAGGAUGAAAAUGAACCCACUGGUGUUUGGGUGAUCCCGACUUCAGAUCCAGCUGCUAAUUUGUAUCCUGCUAAACCUAAAGAUUUUUCAGCUUUCAUUAACCUGGUGGAAUUUUGCAGAGAGAUUCUUCCUGAGAAACAUGUAGAAUUUUUUGAGCCCUGGUUAUACUCAUUUGCAUAUGAAUUAAUAUGUCAGUGUAUACGGUUGCCACUCAUUAGUGGUUUCUACAAAUUGCUUUCUAUUGCUGUGAGUAAUGCCAAGAAAAUAAAAUAUUUUGAGGGAGUUGGUCCUAAGAGUCAGAAACAGUCACCUGAGAACCCAGAAAAGUAUUCUUGCUUCGCUUUAUUUGCAAAAUUUGGUAAAGAGGUAUCAGUUAAAAUGAAGCAAUACAAAGAUGAACUUUUGGCCUCCUGUUUGACCUUUAUUCUAUCCCUGCCACAUGACAUCAUUGAACUUGAUGUUAGAGCCUACGUUCCCGCAUUACAGAUGGCUUUUAAACUGGGCCUGAGCUAUCCCCCACUGGCAGAAGCAGGCUUGCGUGCCCUAGAAGAAUGGUCGGCUCACAUCAGUAAACAAGUAAUCCAGCCCUAUUAUAAGGACAUUCUCCCUAGUCUUGAUGGGUAUUUGAAAACUUCAGCCUUAUCAGGUGAGAACAAGAAUAACUGGGAAGUGUCAGCACUUUCUCGGGCUGCCCAGAGAGGAUUUAAUAAAGUUGUGUUGAAGCAUCUGAAAAGCACAAAGAACAUCUUAUCAAAUGAAGCACUGUCCUUAGAAGAAAUAAGGAUUAGAGUAGUACAAAUGCUUGGCACUCUAGGAGGACAAGUAAGCAAAAAUCUUGUAACAGCUGCAUCCUCAGAUGAAAUGAUGAAGAAAUAUGUAGCAUGGGAUAGAGAAAAAAGACUCAGUUUUUCAGUACCAUUUAUGGAUAUGAAGCCUGUCAUUUACCUGGAUAUAUAUCUGCCUCGGGUUACGGAACUAGCUCUUUCAGCCAGUGACAGACAAACUAAAGUUGCAGCUUGUGAACUUUUACAUAGCAUGGUUAUGUUUAUGUUGGGCAAAGCCACUCAAAUACCUGAAGGUGGUCAGGGUUCCCCACCUAUGUACCAACUCUAUAAGCGAACUUUUCCUGUGCUACUUCGACUUGCAUGUGAUGUAGAUCAGGUGACAAGGCAACUGUUUGAGCCACUGGUUAUGCAGCUGAUUCACUGGUUCACUAACAAUAAGAAAUUUGAAAGCCAGGAUACUGUUGCCUUACUAGAAACGAUAUUGGAUGGAAUUGUGGACCCCAUUGACAGUACUUUGAGAGACUUUUGUGGUCGGUGUAUCCGAGAAUUCCUCAGAUGGUCCAUUAAACAGACAACACCACAGCAGCAGGAGAAAAGUUCAGUAAACACCAAAUCACUUUUCAAGCGACUGUACAGCUUUGCACUUCACCCCAAUGCUUUCAAGAGGCUAGGAGCAUCACUUGCUUUUAAUAAUAUCUACAGGGAAUUCAGGGAAGAAGAGUCUCUGGUAGAACAGUUCGUGUUUGAAGCCUUGGUUACAUAUAUGGAAAGUCUGGCCUUAGCACAUAUGGAUGAGAAAUCCUUAGGUACGCUUCAACAAUGUCAUGAUGCCAUUGAUCACCUAAGGCGUAUCAUUGAAAAGAAGCAUGUUUCUUUAAAUGAAGCAAAAAAACGACGUUGCCCACGAGGAUUUCCACCUGCGGCAUCAUUGUGUUUGUUGGAUGUGGUCCAGUGGCUUUUAGCCAAUUGUGGGAGGCCCCAGACAGAAUGUCGACACAAAUCCAUAGAACUGUUUUAUAAAUUUGUUCCUUUAUUGCCAGGCAACACAACUCCUUCUUUAUGGCUGAAAGACGUUAUCAAGAGAAAAGACGCUUCCUUUCUCAUCAACACAUUUGAGGGGGGAGGAGGGGGCUGCGAUGGGCAGUCAGGCAUCCUGGCUCAGCCCACCCUCUGCCACGUGCAAGGGCCGUUCAGCCUGAGAGCCGCCCUGCAGUGGAUGGACAUGCUGCUGGCGGCGCUGGAGUGCUACAACACCUUCAUCGAAGAGAGAACCUUGGAGGCAUCCGAGGUCCUGGGUACUGAAACACAGUCUUCACUUUGGAAAGCGGUGACGUUCUUUUUAGAAAGCAUUGCUAUGCAUGAUACCAUGGCAGCUACAAAGAGCUUUGGCCCUGGGAUAACAGAUAACAGACUCAGCCCACAAGAGGAAGAAAGAUAUAAUUACAGCAAAUGCACAAUUGUCGUUCGGAUUAUGGAAUUUACCACAACACUGCUCAGACUCUACCCAGAAGGCUGGAAGCUUCUUGAAAAGUAUUUAUGUAACACAAACCUUAUGGAACUCUUGGUGAAAACCUUAUGUGAGCCCUCGAGCAUAGGUUUCAAUAUCAGUGAUGUCCACAUUAUGAAUCACCUUCCUGAUGUUUGUGUGAACCUGAUGAAAGCACUGAAGAAGUCUCCAUACAAAGACAUUCUAGAGAGGAACCUCAAGGAAAAAAUAACAGCACAGAGCUUUGAGGAGCUCUGUGGCAUUGACCUGUAUGGCCCUGAUGCUUACGUGGACAGGGCCAAGUUGUCUUCUUUCGUGUCAGCUUGUAAACAUCUUCAUCGAGCUGGGGUUUUGCAUGAUGUAUUGCCAUCUCAGUCUAUAGAUCAGCAUCAUUAUAUUGGCACAAAGCUUCUUUCCCUGGUUUAUAAAAGCAUCGCUCCUGGACACGAACGACAGUGCCUCCCUUCACUUGACCCCAGUUGUAAGCGAUUGGCCAGUGGACUUCUGGAGUUGGCCUUUGCUUUUGGAGGAUUGUGUGAGUGCCUGGUGAGGCUUCUCCUGGACACAGCAGAGCUGUCCAUGCCGGCCUCAGGAGGGUCCCAGAGGAACAUCGUCAGCUUCUACCACGGAGAGUAUUUCUACAGCUUGUUCUCAGACACCGUCAACACUGAAUUGUUGAAAAAUCUAGAUCUUGCCGUACUGGAGCUCAUGAAAUCAUCUGUAGAUAAUCCCAAAAUGGUGAGCACCGUUUUGAAUGGGAUGUUAGACCAGAGCUUCAGGGAUCGGGCCAGUCAGAAAGACCAAGGACUGAAACUUGUGACUGUAAUUCUGCAAAACUGGAAGAAGUGUGAUUUGUGGUGGGCCAAAGACUCUGCUCCUGAAAGUAAAAUGGCAGUGCUGACCUUGCUGGCAAAAAUUCUGCAGAUUGAUUCAUCGGUGUCUUUUAAUACAAGUCACAGUGCAUUCCCUGAAGUCUUUACAACAUACACUAGUAUACUUGCUGAUUCGAAGUUGGGUCUACAUUUAAAGGGUCAAGCUAUAAUUCUUCUUCCAUUCUUCACCAAUCUUACUGGAGGCAGUCUUGAGAACCUUAAGCAUGUUCUUGAAAAGAUCAUCAUUUCUAAUUUCCCUAUGAAGUCUGAAGAAUUUGCCCCAGGAACUCUGCAGUACAAUAAUUAUGUGGACUUCAUGAAAAAGUUUUUAGAUGCAUUGGAAUUAUCUCAAAGUCCUACAUUAUUGCAGUUGAUGACAGAACUUCUUUGUCGAGAACAACAACACAUUAUGGAAGAUUUAUUUCAAUCCACUUUCAAAAAGAUUGCCAGAAAGAGCUCAUGUGCCACACAAUCCAGCCUUCUGGAAAGUGUAUACAAAAUGUUCAGGAAGGAGGACCUACUUUCAAGUAACACUCGCCAAGCAUUUGUAGACCGUUCUCUUCUCACUCUACUAUGGCACUGUAGCCAGGAUGCUUUGAGAGAAUUUUUUUGCAAAAUUGUGGUGGAUGCCAUUGAUGUGUUGAAGUCCAGAUUUACAAAGCUAAACGAAUCUACCUUUGAUACUCAAAUCACCAAGAAGAUGGGCUAUUAUAAAAUAUUAGAGGUGAUGUAUUCUCGUCUUCCAAAAGAUGAUGUUCACUCUAAGGAAUCCAAAAUUAAUCAAGUUUUUCAUGGCUCCAGUGUAACAGAAGGAAGUGAACUUACAAAGACACUUAUUAAACUGUGCUAUGAUGCGUUUACAGAGAACAUGGCUGGUGAGAAUCAGUUGCUGGAGAGGAGAAGACUGUACCAUUGUGCUGCCUACAACUGUGCCAUUUCUCUUAUCUGCUGUGUCUUUAAUGAAUUAAAAUUUUACCAAGGUUUUCUGUUUAGUGAAAAACCAGAAAAGAACUUGCUUAUCUUUGAAAAUCUGGUAGAUCUGAACCGCUGCUAUACAUUUCCCGUGGAAGUGGAGGUUCCGAUGGAAAGAAAGAAAAAGUACAUUGAAAUUAGGAAAGAAGCCAGGGAAGCAGCAAAUGGGGAUUCAGGUGGUCCUCAUUACAUAUCUUCCUUGUCAUAUUUGGCAGACAGUAGUCUGAGUGAGGAAAUGAGUCAAUUUGACUUCUCAACUGGAGUUCAGAGCUACUCAUACAGUUCCCGAGACCCUAAGUCUACCAUUGGUCAUUUUCGAAGACAGGAGCAUAAAGACCCCACGAUCCAAGAUGAUAUCCUGGAGUUAGAGAUGGAUGAACUCAAUCAACACGAAUGCAUGGCCACCAUGACAGCCCUGAUUAAGCACAUGCAGAGAAAUCAGAUCCUACCUAAAGGAGAAGAGGGUUCAGUGCCAACACAUCUUCCUCCUUGGAUGAAAUUUCUUCAUGACAAACUAGGAAAUCCAUUGGUAUCAUUGAAUAUUCGUCUCUUCUUAGCUAAGCUUAUUAUUAAUACAGAAGAAGUCUUUCGCCCUUAUGCGAAGUACUGGCUCAGCCCCUUGCUGCAGCUGGUUGUUUCUGAAAAUAACGGAGGAGAAGGAAUUCACUAUAUGGUGGUUGAAAUAGUGGUUACAGUUCUUUCAUGGACAGGAAUAGCUACUCCUCUAGGGGUUCCCAAAGAUGAAGUGUUAGCCAAUCGAUUGCUUAAUUUCCUAAUGAAGCAUGUUUUUCAUCAAAAAAGAGCCGUGUUUAGUCACAACCUUGAAAUUAUAAAAACUCUUGUUGAAUGCUGGAAGGAUUGUUUAUCCAUCCCUUACAGGUUAAUAUUCGAAAAGUUUUCCAGGAAAGAUCCUAAUUCUAAAGACAAUUCAGUAGGAAUUCAAUUAUUAGGCAUUGUAAUGGCCAAUAACUUCCCUCCCUAUGACCCAAAAUGUGGCAUAGAGAGUAUAAAAUACUUUCAAGCUUUGGUCAAUAAUAUGUCCUUUGUAAAAUAUAAAGAGGUGUAUGCAGCAGCAGCAGAAGUUCUGGGACUUGUUCUUCAAUAUAUUACUGAGAGAGAAAAUAUACUGGAGGAGUCUGUGUGUGAACUGAUUGUAAAGCAGCUGAAGCAGCAUCAGAAUACAAUGGAGGACAAAUUUAUCGUGUGCUUGAACAAAGCUGUGAAAAACUUCCCUCCACUGGCCGAUAGGUUCAUGAACACCGUGUUCUUCCUGCUGCCAAAAUUUCAUGGUGUGAUGAAGACUCUCUGUCUAGAAGUGGUGCUGUGUCGUUCAGAGGCAAUAACAGAUCUGUACUUGCAGUUGAAGAGCAAGGAUUUCAUUCAAGUCAUGAGACACAGAGAUGAUGAAAGACAAAAAGUGUGUUUAGACAUAAUUUAUAAGAUGAUGGCAAAAUUGAAGCCAGUAGAACUUCGAGAACUUCUGAAUCCUGUUGUAGAAUUCAUUUCUCAUCCUUCUCCGGUGUGUAGGGAACAAAUGUAUAAUAUUCUUAUGUGGAUUCAUGACAAUUAUCGAGAUCCAGAAAGCCAAGCAGAUGAUGACUCCCGGGAAAUAUUUAAGUUGGCAAAAGAUGUAUUGAUUCAGGGAUUAAUCGAUGAGAACCACGGGCUUCAGUUAAUUAUUCGUAAUUUCUGGAGCCAUGAAACUAGAUUACCUUCAAAUACCUUGGACCGGUUAUUGGCACUAAAUUCUUUAUAUACUCCUAAGAUAGAAAUGCACUUUUUAAGUUUAGCAACAGAUUUUCUCCUUGAAAUGACCAGCAUGAGUCCAGAUUAUCUAAACCCUAUGUUUGAGCAUCCUCUGUCAGAAUGCAAAUUUCAGGAAUACACCAUUGAUUCUGACUGGCGUUUUCGAAGUACCGUCCUCACUCCUAUGUUCAUUGAGACUCAGACUUCUCAGAGCGCUCUCCAGACCUGGUCGCAGGAAGGAUCCCUUUCUGUUCAAGGGGCUAUGGCUCGGCAGAUACGGGCCACCCAACAGCAGUAUGAUUUCACACCGACACAAAACACAGAUGGAAGAAGCUCCUUUAACUGGCUGACUGGAAGCAGUAUUGACCCGCUGGUGGAUUAUACGGUUUCUUCAUCAUCUGAUUCCUUGUCUUCCUCCUUACUGUUUGCUCACAAGAGGAGUGAGAAAUUAAAGAUAGCACCCUUGAAGUCAGUGGGACCUGAUUUUGGGAAAAAAAGGCUGGCCCUUCCAGGGGACACGGUGGAUAACAAAGCAAAAGGUACAGAGAGUCGGGUAGAUAUAUUAAGAUUACGGAGACGAUUUUUAAAGGACCAAGAAAAGAUCCAUUUGAUUUAUGCGAAAAAAGGUAUUGCUGAGCAAAAACGAAAGAAGGAGAUCAAGAGUGAGUUCAAAAUGAAGCAGGAUGCCCAAGUCAUUUUGUACAGAAGUUACCGUCAAGGAGACCUUCCCGACAUUCAGAUUAAAUACAGCAGCCUGAUCACCCCCUUGCAAGCUGUGGCCCAGAGAGACCCAAUAAUGGCAAAGCAACUUUUUGGCAGCUUGUUUUCUGCAAUUAUUAAGGAGAUGGAUAAAUACAAGACCGUGUCUGAGAAAAACAACAUUACUCAAAAGUUGCUCCAGGACUUCAAUCAAUUUCUCGCCACCACUUACUCUUUCUUUCCACCUUUUGUCUCCUGUAUCCAGGAAAUCAGUUGUCAACACACAGACUUGCUGAGCCUGGACCCAGCUUCUGUCGGUGCUGGCUGCCUGGCCAGCCUUCAGCAGCCUGUGGGCAUCCGCCUGCUCGAGGAGGCCUUGCUCCACUUGGCACCUCAAGAGCCACCUCCCAAGCGGGUUCGGGGGAGGCCCCGCCUUCCCCCUGAUGUCCUCCGCUGGAUGGAACUUGCUAAGUUGUACAGAUCAAUUGGAGAGUAUGAUGUCCUCCGUGGCAUUUUUAGCAGUGAGAUCGGAACAAAGCCAGUCACGCAGAAUGCACUAUUAGAAGAAGCCAGGAGUGACUAUUCUGCAGCUGCUAAGCAGUAUAACGAGGCUCUCAAUAAACAAGAGUGGGUGGAUGGUGAGCCUACAGAAGCCGAGAAGGAUUUUUGGGAACUUGCAUCCCUUGAUUGUUAUAACCAACUUGCUGAGUGGAAAUCCUUGGCAUAUUGUUCUAUAGUCAGUGUCGACAGUGAGAACCCUCCAGAUCUAAAUAAAAUGUGGAGUGACCCAUUUUAUCAGGAGACCUAUCUACCUUACAUGAUCCGCAGCAAGCUGAAGUUACUGCUUCAAGGAGAGAAUGACCAGUCCCUGCUGACGUUCAUCGAUGAGGCUGUAAAUAAGGAGCUCCAAAAGUCCAUUAUAGAGCUCAAUUAUAGUCAGGAAUUGAGUCUUCUGUAUAUCUUACAAAAUGAUAUUGACAGAGCCAAGUAUUAUAUUGAAAAAUGCAUUCAAAUUUUUAUACAGAACUAUUCUAGUAUUGAUGUGCUUUUACACAGAAGUAGACUUACCAAAUUGCAAUCUGUACAAACUUUAAUUGAAAUUCAGGAAUUCAUCAGCUUUAUAAGCAAACAAGGUCGUGCGUGCGCCGAUGUUAAAGUUCAAGCAACACACAAACACUUAUUCAAUCUGGACGCACGCAAAUCCCGAACUAGCAGGAUCUUCAGUCUAGGAUGUUUCUUUCUCAGCAAAAUAGAGGAGAACUCUCUUCCAGAUGAUCACAGUAUGGACAUAGAUGGGGAUGCAGAUUCCUGUGACAGGAUGGAAGGGCGGGAGCAGGAAGAAGACAUUUGCUCUCUGGUCAAGAGCUGUAAGUUUUCCAUGAAAAUGAAGAUGAUAGAGAGCGCAAGGAAGCAGAACAAUUUCUCACUUGCCUUGAAACUAUUGAAGGACCUGCAUAAAGAAUCAAAAACAAGAGAUGAGUGGCUGGUGAGAUGGGUGCAUAGCUACUGUCGGCUCAGACACAGCCAGAGCCAGACCCAGAAUCGUCCGGAGCAGAUUCUUUCCGUGUUGAAAACAGUCUCUUUGUUGGGUGAGAACACAUCAAGCUACUUAAGCAAAAAUAUUCUGGCUUUCCGUGACCAUAAUGUUCUCUUGGGUACAACUUACCGGAUCAUAGCUAAUGCUCUCAGCAGUGAGCCAAGCUGCCUUGCUGAAAUUGAGGAAAGCAAGGCUAGAAGAAUCUUGGAACUUUCUGGAUCCACUUCAGAGAAUGUAGAAAAGGUGGUCACAGCACUGCACCAGAGAGCAUUUCAUCACCUUUCCGAGGCCACGAGGACAGCUGAGGAGGAAGCCCCUUCCGGCCAGUGCCCGCAGCCCGCAGCUGGGGUGGUAGAUGCUUAUAUGGCGCUGGUGGAUUUCUGUGACCAACGGCUCCGGGAGGAGGAAGAGACUGCAUCAGUUACCGAGUCCGUAGAACUGCAGACAUAUCCUGCCCUUGUGGUGGACAAAAUGUUGAAAGCUUUAAAAUUACACUCCAGUGAAGCCAGGCUGAAGUUUCCCAGGCUGCUGCAGAUUAUAGAGCAGUACCCAGAGGAGACCCUGAGCCUAAUGACAAAAGAGAUUUCUUCCAUUCCUUGCUGGCAGUUCAUUGGCUGGAUCAGCCACAUGCUGGCCUUACUGGACAAGGAGGAGGCCGUGGCCAUCCAGCACACGGUGGAAGAGAUCGCUGACCACUACCCCCAGGCCAUCGUCUACCCGUUCAUAAUAAGCAGUGAAAGCUAUUCCUUCAAAGAUACUUCUGCUGGUCAUAAGAAUAAGGAGUUUGUGGCAAGGAUUAAAAUUAAGUUGGAUCAAGGAGGAGUGGUUCAAGAUUUUAUUAAUGCCCUAGAACAACUCUCUAAUCCAGAAAUGAUCUUUAAGGACUGGACUGAGGAUAUCAAAGUUGAAUUAACAAAAAACCCCGUAAAUAAAAAAACCAUUGAAAAGAUGUAUGAAAGAAUGUAUGCAGCCUUGGGAGACUCAAAGGCUCCAGGCCUUGGGGCUUUUAGAAGGAAGUUUAUUCAGGCUUUUGGAAAAGAAUUUGAUAAACACUUUGGGAAACGAGGUUCGAAGCUACCUGGAAUGAAGCCUCAUGACUUCAAUGACAUUACCAACACACUGCUUUCAAAAAUGCGCGAAGACUCAAAGCCACCUGGGAACCUGAAAGAAUGCUCACCCUGGAUGAGUGACUUCAGAGUGGAAUUCCUAAGAAAUGAGCUGGAGAUUCCUGGUCAGUAUGAUGGCAAAGGAAAGCCAAUGCCAGAAUACCACGCACGGAUCGCGGGCUUUGAUGAGCGGGUGAAAACAAUGGCUUCUAUCAGAAAACCGAAGCGCAUCAUCAUCCGAGGCCAUGAUGAGCGAGACUACCCUUUCCUGGUGAAAGGGGGCGAAGAUCUGCGGCAGGACCAGCGCGUCGAGCAGCUCUUUGAGGUCAUGAACGUCAUCCUCUCCCGAGACGCCGCCUGCAGUCAGAGAAACAUGCAGUUACAGACGUACCACGUCAUCCCCAUGACCUCCAGAUUAGGAUUAAUUGAAUGGAUUGAAAAUACAUUUACCUUAAAGGAACUUCUUUUGAGUAACAUGUCGCAAGAGGAGAAAGCAGCUUAUACAAGUGAUCCCCGAGCCCCACCAUUUGAAUAUAGAGACUGGCUGGCAAAGACGUCGGGAAAGCAGGGCCCUGGCGCUUAUAUGCUGAUGUAUAAGAGAGCUAGUCGUACUGAAGCAGUCACAUCUUUCAGAAAAAGAGAAAGUAAAGUACCAGCUGCUCUCUUGAAGCGCGCCUUUCUGAAGAUGAGCGCCGGCCCGGAGGCCUUCCUGGCGCUCCGCUCCCACUUUGCCAGCUCUCAUGCUCUGAUGUGCAUCAGCCACUGGAUUCUGGGCAUCGGAGACAGACAUCUGAACAAUUUCAUGGUGAACAUGGAGACGGGUGGCAUGAUCGGAAUUGACUUCGGACAUGCCUUCGGAUCAGCUACGCAGUUUCUGCCAGUCCCUGAGCUGAUGCCUUUUCGUCUAACUCGCCAAUUUAUCAAUCUGAUGUUACCAAUGAAAGAAACAGGAGUUAUGUACAGUGUCAUGGUGCACGCACUGAGAGCCUUCCGCUCGCACCCCGACCUGCUCACGACCACCAUGGACGUGUUUGUAAAGGAACCUUCCUUCGACUGGAAAAAUUUUGAACAGAAAAUGCUGAAAAAAGGAGGAUCGUGGAUUCGAGAAAUAAAUGUAACAGAAAAAAAUUGGUAUCCCCGGCAGAAAAUAUAUUAUGCUAAGAGAAAGUUAACAGGUGCCAAUCCAGCAGUUAUUACUUGUGAUGAGUUGUUUCUGGGCCAUGAGAAGGUACCUGCCUUUGAUGACUUUGUUGCUGUCGCACGAGGAAACAAGGAUCACAACGUUCGUGCCCAAGAACCAGAGAGUGGACUUUCGGAAGAGGCUCAAGUGAAGUGCUUGAUUGACCAGGCAACAGACCCCAACAUCCUUGGCAGAACUUGGGAAGGGUGGGAGCCCUGGAUGUGAGGGCUCAGGGAGUCAGCAGGUAAAAAAUGUGAAAGCGUUUAAGCCUGAAAUUAGCCCAUUUUCCUGAAGCACUAAAGAGAAGAAAAGAUCAUGAUGAAUAAGUGAAUAUUGAAAUGAAUGAAUGAUUGGGUUAAGGUUAUCAUAGACGUUUAAUAAAAAAAUGUAUAUCCAGGCUCAUACACGUAUAAAGAUUAUAGCACAUUACAAGUGCUGUGACUUAGACAAAGCAGCUAUCUUAAUAAAUGGUAUCGUGUGAAA
Molecule: messenger RNA, 12668 nt
Organism: Myotis lucifugus (little brown bat)
Lineage: Eukaryota; Metazoa; Chordata; Mammalia; Chiroptera; Vespertilionidae
Gene: PRKDC
Product: protein kinase, DNA-activated, catalytic polypeptide
Biological process (GO): immunoglobulin V(D)J recombination; double-strand break repair via nonhomologous end joining; telomere maintenance
Cellular component (GO): nucleus
Molecular function (GO): protein binding; DNA-dependent protein kinase activity
Source: RefSeq, a predicted model, not a curated record